Molecule: messenger RNA, 1138 nt
Organism: Topomyia yanbarensis
Lineage: Eukaryota; Metazoa; Arthropoda; Insecta; Diptera; Culicidae
Exons: 2
Coding region: 59-1138 (359 amino acids)
Source: RefSeq, a predicted model, not a curated record
CUCUAUAAAACCAAUAGUCGAAGCGAGCCAAUGAUUCAGUUUCUUGCCUGAUUUUGCCAUGACGUGCGUACGGAGUAGACGAAGGUUUCGUCCUUUGGUGGAUUAUUUCUCACUGUUGCUGGGGUUUUUCGUGAUUGCAGUGGAUUCGCGUAGCAACUAUUUGUCGGCCACUGAGCAAGUGACAGCCGGAGAUAGUGUUCCCGGGAAUCGCGUACCAGUGAGAGAGUUUGGUUACAAAGAAUUGGGAAACAAUAGCCUAGCUUCUAUUGACCCGUCGGAUAACAAUCGGCACCCAACCGAUUCUACCGUUGAAGUGACAAAAGAGCGAAGAUUGUUCGGCAGUUACAAUAUUGCUAGUGGUUAUGCUAAAAAUAACGACGACGAAAUCUCGGUAUUGCCAGCGAUCGGAACCAGUAAAUCGGAUAAAGCUGUCGAAAAUUAUAUAUCUGAGCCUAGAAUGGGUCCCCCAUACGCAAUACUAGCUGAUCACAAAUUUGAAUCAGUAGUCAGUUCAGUGAAAAUUGUGCUGUUUAUUUUAUUGCUGUCAACUGUACCGACAUUUGUAGUUCAUUUCAUCCUUAUUCCAUUGAAAGUACUACUAGGACUAACGAUGGUUGCCGUCGCAAACGUGGCCGCCUUGGUUGCUUGGGCUACACAGCACGGGUCGAAGGACAAAGACAAGCACAAGGACAAACACAAAAAUAAACCUGGGCUCGGUGGUCUUUUUGGUGGCGUAGAUUUAGAUGGAGGUAUCAACACUAAUGUUCCCCUCACGUUCGUCGAGACCAAUACGAAUGCUUUUUCGAGUCCAUGUGAGAUGCCAUGGUCUAGUUUUGCAGGCUGCAGGGAAGCGAAGAAGCCAUAUCCAUGGUUGGCGCCCUAUGGAAGCAAGACUAGUUAUAAUAGCAAUACUAAUAAUAACCAAAACAAUGUAAACAAAAACACAAAGAUUAGUACGAACACGAAUAGUAAUAAUAAUAGUAAUAAUAAUAAUACUUCACAAUAUGGUAGUAAGAAGCCCAAAAUAUGGGACACGCAGACUUGGUCGUUGGAGGACUUUAAGGGUAUGGUUGCAAAUGAUAUUAAAACGGUACUAUCGUUUUUGAAAAAGAAGAAUAAAAAUAUUAAGGUACUCUGA